AUGACAGAUCCUUCAGUGGUAGAUCACAUGGCUCAACUGAAACUCAAGCUCCUAGAAAAGAAACUUGAAAAUGAGCGUGAGAACCUAGAGAGGCUGGAUUCACCCCUGCCAACAGCGAGGAACAGACGUGAGGAUAUCCUUCAAAAUGCCCUAAGACGAAGGAAAGAUCUCCUGCAGGAGCUUAGGGAGCAUCACCUUUUGGAAGAACUGUCACAGCCACCUGCGCCAGCUGGAGGAUACUGCAAGAACAACAGAACCGAUCCCCAGAGCCUGAUCUACCAGUUGCCUUUUCCAGCUUCCCGAGUAGAGCCACCAAGGGUCAUCCAGCAGACAAUGCCUCCACAACCGGCUACUAUCAUCCAGCAGUUACCUCAGCAGCCCCCACUAAUAACGCAGAUCCCUCCUCCCCAGCCUUUUGCAGCCCCUCACUCUGGAAGCAUCAAGGAAGAUAUGGUGGAGAUGAUGCUAAUGCAGAAUGCUCAGAUGCACCAGAUCAUCAUGCAGAACAUGAUGCUGAAAGCUCUGCCACCGAUGGCAUUUGCGCAGGCUGCUGGACCCAGCUCUCUCUUGCUUCAGCAAGCUCAGCAGGAUUCACCGCUUGCUGCUCCUGUGCUUGUGAAAGCAGAAAGGCCCAGGCCGUCCGCCGUGCACCACCACCACCACUACCCUCCCCCGGGAGUGCUGCCCGCCCUGGGCUACUCUGUGUGGCCCCCAGCAGCACAGGCCGGGCUCGUGAGCCAGAGUGGAGGAUUCCCAUCCAUGGUGCAUCCCGUGCCUGGAAGCGUGCUCCCUGCUGUGCACACGUGA
Molecule: messenger RNA, 807 nt
Organism: Tinamus guttatus (white-throated tinamou)
Lineage: Eukaryota; Metazoa; Chordata; Aves; Tinamiformes; Tinamidae
Gene: CUNH21orf58
Product: chromosome unknown C21orf58 homolog
Source: RefSeq, a predicted model, not a curated record